Messenger RNA from Hibiscus syriacus, 861 nucleotides. Its product is annotated as (-)-isopiperitenol/(-)-carveol dehydrogenase, mitochondrial-like. The record is from RefSeq and is a predicted model, not a curated record. Lineage: Eukaryota; Viridiplantae; Streptophyta; Magnoliopsida; Malvales; Malvaceae. The transcript has 4 exons. Bases 40 to 822 code for a protein of 260 amino acids. Gene Ontology annotation, molecular function: oxidoreductase activity.
AUAGUUAACUUACCGCCGAUUAAUUUCCUUGUGUCUAAGAUGACAAGCUUAACCAAAAAGAAAUUAGCUGGGAAAGUAGCCAUUGUCACCGGCGGUGCAAGCGGCAUCGGCGAAGCCACGGCACGCCUGUUCGUCGCUCACGGUGCCCGUAUGAUCAUCAUCGCCGAUAUCCAAGACCAUCUAGGCCAACAAGUAGCCACAUCGAUCGGUUCUCAAAACUGUACUUACAUGCGCUGUGACGUUACCGACGAGGAUCAGGUGAAAGCACUGGUCCAAUCUACCGUCGAAAAUUACGGUCAGCUUGAUAUCAUGUUUAGCAAUGCCGGGAUUCUUAGUAAAUCAGAUCAGACCGUUCUUGACCUUGAUUUCCAACAGUUUGAUCGGCUGAUGGCGAUCAACCUCCGCGGCACGGUUGCAUGUGUAAAACACGCGGCGCGUGCGAUGGUGGAUAGCGGGGUGAGAGGAAGCAUAGUGUGCACGGCGAGUGUGGCGGCCAGCCGUGGAGCCUUGCGGCGGACGGAUUAUGCGAUGUCGAAGCACGCGGUGUUGGGAUUAGUUCGAUCGACGAGUAAGCAGCUUGGGGUUCAUGGUAUAAGGGUGAACUGCGUGUCGCCAAACGGGGUGGCGACGCCGAUGACGUGCCAGGCGCAUGAGAAAAGUGUGGAGGAGGUUGAGGAAAUCUACGAGGCGGGAAGGAUUCUAAAAGGAGCUGUGUUGAGAGCUGGAAAUGUGGCCGAUGCGGUGCUGUUUCUCGCAAGUGAUGACUCGGAGUUGAUUACUGGCCAUGACCUCGCCGUGGACGGUGGCUUCCAAGAUAGGUAAGUUGCUUUUGCCUGAACUUUUAUUGUACUCCUAUAUAUU